Messenger RNA from Oryzias latipes (Japanese medaka), 4937 nucleotides. Its product is annotated as AP-4 complex accessory subunit RUSC2. NCBI's taxonomy places the organism in Eukaryota, Metazoa, Chordata, Actinopteri, Beloniformes, Adrianichthyidae. Gene Ontology annotation, cellular component: cytoplasmic vesicle. The record is from RefSeq and is a predicted model, not a curated record.
AACAUUAAAGGGUUACCUGUGAGUAAAUUAAAACCAUAAUGUCAACUUAGGAGUAAAGAAAAUGUUAUAGGAUAAUAUGUUUAAAAUACAUAUUAUAAUAUUGUGAGUAAUAAACAUUGUAGAUUUAAUAAAUGGCUGUCUUUUCAUGGCACUGAAAUAGCUCCAUAAAUCACUUCAGUUAACUCGUUUUAAUGUUUUCAGUAAAUUAAUGGAGACCUAUUUUCAGGCCCCUGUCGCUCUCUAACUGGUGUCUUGGAUGAGUUGCAGAGCGCUCUCUGCUCUCUCAUUGGCUGAAGCCGUUGUGCCGUAACGGCUCCUGCAGCCUGAGCGGUGCUGAAGCGGCGUGGGGAAGGAUGCUGUGAAAUGCACUCACACUUGUGUGUGAAGGGGGGAGACAACACAGAUCCGUUGUAGGAACAGUGUGGGGACAGCCUCCAUGAUCCAGUCUCAUCCAGCAGCAUGAUUGGAGCAUCCAGUCUCCCGGGGAACACAAUGAUAGCGUGCCACUUUCCUGUGGGGCAGCUUCCCCCUUGGCAGCUUCCCACCCCAGCUGUACGCAGCUCAGCCAGAAGGCCCGGCCGCGUGUGCUCAGCUGGCCUGGCUCGAGCGGCGUCUCUGCCCGAGCAGGACACGAUCAACAGAGAGCAUGCUUUCAGAGGCGGGAAAAGGAACUUCUCCAACAGUUAUGGAAGUCUCACUGAGGAUCGUGCAGAGGAGGAGGGGACCAGCGACAGCAGUGGCAGGUGCGAUUCCGCAUCCUCGCCGGAAGAAGCGAGUUCCCAUCUGAAGAAGGAAAGCUGUGUAGCUGGGGGUCACCUGCGGUCACACAACUCUUUCCUCCCCAGUACAGAACAUGAUGAGGAUGAUGAGGAUGGAGAUAAUCUCCACAGAUACUAUGAAGACUCAUCUUUUGCCUUGCAUGGUAAUUCCAAUUGGCUUCUUAGUAAUGGUGCAAUGAAUUACGCAUUGUCUCAGGGGGACCUGGAAGGUGAAUGGAAUAAUGAAGGGACAAUGCUGGGUAUGGGAGGCGACCAGCAUUGGCUUUCUAACCACCCUAAACAGAUGGACCCACUGUUGGCUGAAUGUCAAUGCUUCCACAUGAGAAGAACUGACACCUCAGUGAUGUCACAGGAUAACAUGUGCUGUGGCAUCCAAGACAAAUGUUCUCCAGAGCGGCUGUCCAACUGCCACACAGACUCUUCCUGCACCAGCUCAGAUGGCGUCUUGGUAAACUUUUGUGCAAUGUAUAACAGGAGCAACAAUCCUGCAACACCUCAAGAUCUUGGCAGCCCUGCAGUUCAAACAUCUGACGGAUCUGUGCUUCUGAGUCUACAGGACGUUUCCCACAGUCCAACUGAGCAGGGACAGCACAAACACAUGAGGGAUCGCUCUCCUCCCACAGAUGAGGUUCACAGGUCCAAACGCUCUCCUCAAGGGGUUGACUCAAACUGCAACCUUUUCCCGCAGGAGCCGGACCCCCCGGGCCUCUCCUCUCUGGAGGUGACGGACCUGGCCAUUUGUCUUCAAAGUCAAGCCACGAUAGCGGUGGAAACAAACCUAAAGUACUACAAGCUUGUUACUUGUGACCUCUCGUCUCAGUCUCCCAGCCCAGCCUGGUCUAGCCUCACCAGCUGCCCUGAGGGGCAGGGUCAAAACAGCCCCUUCCCUAGCCCUCCUGAUCAUUUCAAAGAUCAGCACAACAAAGACAAGAAGGAGUCGGAGGAUUGUCAAAAGGAAGAAAGACUUUCCCCUACAGAGUUGAGGCUGAAGUUGGGUUCUUAUCAUCUUCAGGCCUGUGAUCAUCAGGUUGCCGGCACCUCCACUGACAGAAGCUUGUGCAGGUCAAGGUCAGAUGGCCUCCAGAACCACUCUCACAUGCCUUCUUCGUCACUGUGCCUCGGCCGGUGUAACCUGCAUGGAGGUAAAUGCAAAGCUCCAGAAGAGGAAAGCACCCAACCAUCUAUGAAGCAUCAGCAAAUGAAUGCUGAUGUUACUGAAAAAGGGAAGUGUUCAGUGGGAGAUAACACUGAAAACAGCAAAAAACCCCAGAGGCCAACCUCACUGCCUAUCCAGCCCUUCAUUCUGCUUCCUGCAGGACAGCCACAAUCAGAGGUUCAUCUGGGAUGUCUUCUGGAGCAGUACAUGAACCAGAAGGCCAGCAAGCCUAGAAAAUCCCAGAACUUCCAAAAAUUUACAGACGAAAGAAGUCAGUGUUUACCCAAUCAUCAGUUAUCCCCAACACAGAUCCGCUGCUCCAUCUUUCUGGAGGCUCCUUCCAGCUCUGAUACCUGCUCCACCUGCACCCCAAGCCCAAAGUGCUUCACAGACAAACAUGUGGGCAUCCCAACAAAUAAACUUCCAAAAAGCAGCCUGGAUUCAUAUCAGGUCAUCAUCAAACCCCAAACAAAUCAGGUUCAGGAGAACAGAAGUAAAACCGAGACUAACACUCCUAUAAACUCUGCUUCAUGUCCAUCCAACCUUGUAAAGAUCCCCACCUACCAAGACCUGAUCGACCUCACCUCGAUUAAGAGCUGCACUGGUUCUGAUCCAACUAACUCAUCCAACUAUUCAUCAUCAUCACACACACCACCCACAUUAUAUCUGACAACUGACCCAUAUCAGCCAAACGUGCAGGGUUUCCUAUCACCCCCCAUGGCCCCUCUUCAGCACCCACAGCAUCCAGCUGCUCCUCCGAAUGUCUCAGUGGCUUCUCUUUCUUCUUUGCGCUCUCUCCUCUCUUUGGCUCCUUCUAGCCUGCUUUUCCAGCAGUUUGAAGACUCCUCUGAACUCAAUACAGGGUCAGAUCAGAGACAGCAGAGAAGAUGCCCCUCGGAGCUCUGCUUCUCAUCUGAUUCUACCUACGACUCCAUGUCCAUCAGCCAUCUUCAGAGGAGAGGUUUGCUGGUGGCUGUGAGCAGCGCAGUGGAUUUAAUCAUGGCCCAUUUCAGCAUCAGCAGGGAUCCUGAUGAGAAGAUGCGUCUGGGUAACAGCUCCUACAGCCCCACUAUUUCUGCUUUGGUCCUGGAACACUUGUGUCCUGCAAUCCAGAAUCUUUUAAAUGAUGGUCUGAGGAACCACAAACUGGAUUUCAUUAUUGGACAGCGCCGCAAUCAUUCCUGGAAUGUGGUGGAGGUCUCUACUCGGAUUGGUCCAUCCACCAGGGUCCUCCACAGCCUGGUCUGCAAGAUCAAGCAGUGUUCCUUGCUCACCAGCCACUGUAUGAGACUGAGAGCAUUCAUCAUGGGCCUGUUAAACUUGAGGGCUCUUGAGUUCUGGCUCAGUCAUCUACAGAGUCAGAAAGAUUUGCUGCCUGCAUAUUACCACUCUUGGGGGUUCUUGUCCAUGACCCUGGGCCGGUGUCAGCCCAUGUUCCAGGAGCUGCUGCUCCUGCUGCAGCCUCUCUCUGUGCUGCCCUUUGACUUGAACUUACUGGUGGAGCAUCGCUUGUUUCAACACCGGUCGCUCUGUUCGGAGACUCAUUCCCCGCUCCGGCCCUGCUCAGCACUGCUGGUCACCAGCUGGCCAAAAUUACAAACCAACAGAAUGUUCGACGGCAGCUUUAAAAGUCACCGGACCACGAUCCCACACCAGACAAGUCAAACUGUCUGCAGUAGUCAGAACAUAAGAGGGACCAGCAAGAGUUUGGUGUUGGAUUCCAUACCAGAGUACUGGCCAAAAGAGUCCGAUCUUGAGGAUGGCGUUGUAAAGAAACAGAAUAUAAGGGAAAAUCACCGCCAUCAAAUCAAUAUGAAGUGUACAAAGGAAGAGAAAAUGGAAGAAAAAGACAACCAGAAUGCAUCAGCCUCAGACCAUAAAGACGAUCCUGCUCAAGGAGGAAGACGCUGGUCAAAACUCUUUGGAGCAUCAAAUACUUUUGGAAGAGCACAAAGCAGAAGGCCAUCGCAGUGGCUGCAGUUGGAUGCAGCGCAGCUGGGACUGUUGGCUCAAACCAUCAAGAACAUAAAGGGGGGAGCUCCAACCCGUACGGGGCACUGACAACUGAGAGAGGACUGUUCAGAAACAAGAGCAUGCAAAUACACUUUGGAAACUGAGCUCCACCACUGAGUUAAGCACAAAAACCGACAAUCAUCUGCUUCUCAGAAACUGUUAUCCUCGUUUUCUGAAGCACUUUGUCAAAUUAAAAGCAAUUUCCUAAAAAAUAAAUCAUUAAAGUUUUUAACAAUAGCAAAGCAGAUAACAGCACUUUGAGACUAGUAACACACUUAGUAAACUCUAUCCAUUGAUCCACAUAGGCUUACAAAUGAGAUUUAAAUGUUGUAUAUCUCCAUGCACCGGCCCACAUCUCUUAUUUAAUUCAGAAAAAGAACAAACUCUCAUUAUAAGUUAAGCAAUUUUCCUUAAAAUGUUCUUGUCCUGCAAGAGUUUGUGCCAAUUCUGUGAGAUGACAUUUUAAAAGAAGCUCAUCUUAGAGUUUCACCAGAAAAAAAUAUGAAAUAAAAGCACUCAAGAUCCUCGAUAUGCUUCCUUCUAGUAGUGAUCAGUUCAUAAAUGUGAUACAUUUGAUUUUUCAACAUGUCAACCUCCAAGUAAUCAUAUCAAUCAUUUUAUUUUUUCAUUUAAAAUGAAGAAGACAAAUGUUGUUAUUUCCUUCACACCAGCCUCUCCUUUCGCAGCAUCUUUUUAGCAUGAAUUUGCUGUAUGUGCAUGUUUUGUGCUUCUGACCUCUGUUUUUCUGUGUUGUCUUCUGCAGUUUUAAUAAAAGCCAUCUUGUGGUAGCUUCAGGUAUUAUCCGCCAGGCUUUUUGAAUGAGGACAACAUGCUUUACUUUCAGUUCAAAAGAAGGGGGCUAACUGCAGAGUUAGAUGUACCACUUUGCAGCUUUUGAAAGUGUCCCAUCUCCCUGAAUGCUUGUUUUCAUGCAGAGCAACAAUCAAACCUCUGCCAAAAAAACUAAAUAAACUUCCUUUUUGUCUGUC